Molecule: messenger RNA, 6042 nt
Organism: Callorhinchus milii (elephant shark)
Lineage: Eukaryota; Metazoa; Chordata; Chondrichthyes; Chimaeriformes; Callorhinchidae
Product: utrophin-like
Biological process (GO): synaptic signaling
Cellular component (GO): plasma membrane
Molecular function (GO): protein binding
Source: RefSeq, a predicted model, not a curated record
AUGGCACAAGAACUUGUUUACACAUCUACAGAUGAACACGAUGAUGUACAAAAAACAUUCACCAAGUGGCUCAAUGCUCGCUUCACAAAGAGUGGGAAGCCACCAAUCAAGGAUCUGUUUGCAGAGCUGCGUGAUGGACGGAAGCUCUUGGAUCUUCUCGAAGGACUCACAGGAAAACCAUUGACCAAAGAACGUGGCACUACCAGGGUCCAUGCUCUCAACAACGUCAACAGAGUGCUGCAAGUGCUACACCAGAAUAAUGUGGAGCUGGUAAAUAUUGGGGGAACGGAUAUUGUAGAUGGAAAUCACAAAUUGACACUUGGGCUGCUCUGGAACAUCAUUCUGCACUGGCAGGUCAAGGAUAUAAUGAAGGCUAUUAUGUCGGAUCUGCAGCAGACGAACAGUGAGAAAAUACUGUUGAGCUGGGUCCGCCAGUCAACCCGACCCUACAAACAAGUCAACGUCCUGAAUUUUACAACCAGCUGGGCAGAUGGACUUGCUUUUAAUGCCAUUCUCCACAGGCACAGACCAGGCUUGUUCAGCUGGGAUAAAGUUCUGAAGAUGUCUACUGUGGAACGGUUGGAUCUCUUUAAUUUAGCCAAAAGUCAUCUGGGGAUAGAAAAACUUCUGGAUCCUGAAGAUGUUGCUGUUUCACUUCCCGACAAGAAAUCCAUUAUCAUGUAUGUAACCUCUUUGUUUGAGGUGCUUCCUCAGCACGUUACUAUGGAGGACAUCCGUGAAGUGGAGACUCUGCCGAGGCAAUACAAAACGGAAUGUGUAGACAGUAAGCUACACAGUCAGCAGAACGUGAUCUCUGAAGAAAAGAGACUGAGCUCUCGGGCAGAAACACCCAGCACAGUAACUGACGUGGAGGUGGAUUUGGACAGUUACCAGGCUGUCCUGGAGGAGGUUCUAACCUGGCUAUUAUCAGCUGAGGACACCCUUCAGAUGCAAGAGGACAUUUCCUCUGAUGUUGAAGAGGUUAAGGAGCAGUUUCACAUUCACGAGGCGUUUAUGAUGGAGCUGACAGCACACCAAAGCAGUGUGGGGAAUGUGCUUCAGGCUGGAAAUCAGCUCAUCGCACAGGGCAAUCUGACAGAAGAGGAGGAGAAUGAGAUCCGAGAGCAGAUGACACUUCUGAAUUCCCGAUGGGAAAACCUGAGAGUUGACAGCAUGGACAGACAAGCCAAACUUCAUGAAGUAUUAAUGGAAUUGCAGCAACAACAGCUGCAGCAGCUCUCAGACUGGUUGACUCUGACAGAAAAACGUAUUCAAAAGAUGGAAGUGCAGUCCUUGGGAGAUGACUUGGAGUCCUUCAGACAGCAGAUUGAUGAGCAUAAAACACUGCAGAGUGAUCUGGAGUCUGAGCAGGUGAAGGUCAACUCUCUGACACACAUGGUUGUGGUAGUAGAUGAGAACAGUGGGGAGAGUGCAACAGCUGCCCUAGAGGACCAGUUACAGUCACUGGGUGAGCGCUGGGCAGCUGUUUGCCGCUGGACUGAAGAGCGAUGGCGUCUGCUCCAGGAUAUUCUCACGAGGUGGCAGGAUCUAUCAGAGGACCAGUUGCUGUUUGAAGCCUGGCUGACUGAGAAGGAAGAUGCUCUCACGAAAGUGCAAACCAGCAACUUUAAAGAUCCGAAUGAGAUCCGAGGAAGCAUACGAAGUCUGGCACAUCUGAAGGAAGAGCUGGAAGUGAAUCGUCAAAUAUUGGAGCGCCUGGGCAAGCUUGCCCAAGACCUGGGGGAAAUGCUCUCUGACGGCAGUUCAGCGGACAGAAUCGAAAGUGAUAUUGAAGAGAUCAACCAACGAUGGGACAAUCUGGUCCAGCAACUGGAAGAUUACUCCAACCAGGUAUCUCAGGCAGUCGGAAUGUUCCAAGUUGAUUCCAGUAGCGUCCUGGAAACGGUAACUUCCAAAGAAAGAGUAAUUGGGAAACAGGAAUUGCCUCCUCCCCCACCACCUAAGAAAAGACAAGUUCAGAUAGACACUGAAGAGAAGAAAAAGUUUGAUGUUGAGGCCAGCGAGCUUCUGCAGUGGAUUAGAAAAUCGACACCGAUGAUCCAAGCCAUGACAUUCAAAGAGCUCAGGAAGAAGAGAGACACUUCUGACUUGAAGGAAAAGAUGAAGGCUCUGAGAAAAGGGAAGACAGAAAAUGAAAGUAAACAGAGAGAAAUGGAUCUGGUUUUCCAGAUCCUGAUAGGACAGAUGGAGAAAGAAGGACUGUCAGCCGAGGAAGUGAAGCAUACACAGGAGAAAGUGUCAGAGGAGUGGAAAGACUGUUGCCAGCAAAUAGACGAGCUGCAAAGUAGGAUCCAGGAUCAAGAAAAGAUUAACAGCAUUUAUGAAGAGCUUCAAGAGCUUGAAAAGACUCUAAAAUCCAGAGAAGACUGGCUUAAGAAUAUGGACAGAGCUGCAACAGGACAGGAUGUGAGCAAGACCAAAGAGUCCUGUCAGCAUGAAUUGGACCGCUUGAUGGUUCUAGCUCCCCGCUUGGAAAAACUAAUAACCGGUGGACAGGCGCUGGGUGCAAAGCCAAGUUUCCUUCAAGAAGAUCUCGAUCGAUUUUCUCAUCGUUUCAAUUCUGUCCUGGAACAACUGCAGAACAAGAAGCAGCAGCUUUUAGCACUGGAAGGCUCUCAGAGUCAGCAGUACCAAGAUGUUGUGAAGGAAAUGAAAGCGUUGUUGGAUCGGACCGAGCCCCACAUUAGGUCUGAGCUGAGCACAGUGAGAAUGGAGACUGCUGAGAGCGCACUGAAGCAAACAAAGAUUCUCCAGGAUGAAUUGGAAAACCAUCAGCCAGAAAUGGACCAACUGGCCUCAGAGACGCAGAGACUGGAGGAAGUGCCGGAUGCCAGCAAGACAGACCGCCUGGAAUUUGAUGGGGUUCAGGCACAGUGGACAAAGCUGCUGAUGAAAUUGCGGGAGAACACUCAGGUGCUGGAGGAUGUGGUAUUGAAAGUGCAGCAAUUUAAGAAAAAUGCUAAUGCUGCCCAGACUUGGAUGGACAGUGCAGAUGAGUUCCUGUCCCGGAUCACCUCAGAACUAGGAAGCCCAGAGGAGCUCCAGAGGCAGCUAGAACAAUGCACGACGUUUGCGAAUGAAAUCCAGACCUUCCAGUCCAAUCUGACGUCAAUGAGUGAGAUAGAAGAGUCGCUGAAAAAGCAGCCGGUUCCAGCCAUUUCUACAGCCAUCUGGUCCAGCCUGGUAGAUAGUCAGGCACGUUGGGAAAAAAUCAUCAAUCAGAUUGUGGCUCAACGAGCAAAGUUGACUGAAGGUCAGGAGAAGACUUUGAACCUGAGGAAAGACCUUACAGAGAUGCGUGAGUGGAUAGCUCAGGCUGAAGAGGAAUAUUUAGAGAAGGAUUUUGAGUAUAAGUCGCCAGAAGAGUUGGAAACUGCUCUGGAGGAUAUGAAGCGGGCGAAAGAGGAUGUGCUGCAGAAGGAGGUGCGAGUGAAGAUUCUGAAAGACAAUAUCAUUGUGUUCAGUAAGAAAGCGCCAUCUGGUGCUCAGGCGUGGAUGUCCAGGGAGUUGGAUUUGGUGUUGGAAAAUUACAAAAGGCUUUGCACUCGGAUUCAGGGGAAGGUCUAUACUUUGGAGGAAGUGUGGUCUUGCUGGUGCGAGUUGCUCCAAUACUUGGAUCUAGAGAACAACUGGCUGAACAGUCUGGAGGAGAAACUGCACAUUGCGGAGAACGUCCCCGACAACAUUGAAGCCGUGAAUGAAGCCCUUGAGUCACUUGAAUCUGUGCUGCGCCACCCAGCUGAUAAUCGAACGCAGAUCCGUGAGCUGGGCCAGACGUUGAUUGAUGGUGGAAUUUUGGAUGAAAUCAUAAGUGAAAAGCUGGAGGCAUUCAACGCUCGAUAUGAAGAGCUCAGUCACCAGGCUGUUAGCAAGCAGAUCUCACUGGAGCAGCAUUUACAAACCUCUCGAGAAAACGAGCAAUUAAUCCGAGACUUGCAGGAGUCACUGGGACGUCUAGAUAAACAGCUAACAUCAUACCUGACGGACAGGGUAGAUGCUUUACAGCUUCCACAGGAAGCCCAGAAAAUUCAGACAGAUAUUGCCGCACACGAGACCAACUUGGAGGAGAUGAAGAUGAGAAAUGUGGGCACCUCGCCUUCACUGGAGAUCAAGCCCUUUAUCCGUGGUGGCACUCAGUUGGAUUUACUUCAGCGGAAGUUUCGGGAAGUAUCGACAAAAUUCCAGCUUUUCCAAAAACCAGCAAAUUUUGAGCAGCGAAUGUUGGAUUGCAAACGUGUGUUGGACAGCGUCAAAGCAGACCUGCCUGUGUUGGACCUGAGGAGUGUUGAGCCAGACAAAAUUCAAUCCCAGUUGGAUGAUUGUAUGAAACUCUACAAAACUCUGAGUGAGGUGAAGCUUGAGGUGGAGACUGUGAUAAAGACUGGGCGACAGAUUGUUCAGAAACAACAAACCGACAACCCAAAACUAAUGGACGAACAGCUAACGGCCUUGAAACUCCUGUACAAUGACCUUGGAGCUCAGGUGACUGAAGGGAAACAGGAUCUAGAAAAGGCCUUUCAGCUGUCCCACAAGUUGAACAAUGAGGCAGAGUCCCUUUCAGAGUGGCUGGCAUCUACAGAGGCUGAAUUGAAACAGAAAUCGUCUGCAGGGAACAUACCCUCUAACUUGGAUUCAGAAAUUGCAUGGACUCGACUAAUUCUGAAAGAUCUGGAAUCAAAGAAGGCUGAACUGACAAAGAGUAGUGCUGCACUGCAGGGGCUGGUAGAAGGCAGUGAGCUUGAUCUGGAGGACAAUCUCUGUGCACUGAACACGAGCUGGAGCAGGGUCCGCAUGCUGGCAGAGGGGUGGUGCAGCACAUUGCUGGAUCAUCAGAACCAGAUGGAAAACUUUGAUCAAAAUGUUGCCUACAUAAGCACCUGGCUCUACCAAACCGAAAUUCUGUUGGACGAAAUUGAUAAGGAGUCAACUGGUGAAAGGGAGGAAACACUUAAGCGGCUUCAGUCUGAGCUGGAUGACGUCAGCCUGCAGGUCGAUAACGUACGCGAUCAAGCAGUUUCCCUCAUGAACAGUCAUGGUGAUUCCUGCCGCGAAGUGGUGGAACCAAAGCUCAUCGAACUCAACCGUGACGUUGAGAAGGUGUCUCAACACAUCAAAUCGGCAAAAAUGGCGGCAGCAACACGCAAUGCUGUGAGCUAUGAAAACGGCUUCAGACCAGUUCUUAAGAGUGACAACCAGGUGUCAUUUGAGAUGGAUCACUUUGAAGCUGACCUGCAAAGCAAAAUGGAUCAAUUGGAGAGAUGGCUGCACUUAAGAGACAAAAUGCCAAGUGAUGAAAAGAUGGAUGAAGAGGAAGCAGAUAUAGAGAACAUCCUACAGAAAGGCGAGCAGAUACUGCAGAUAACAGACGACGAUGGCAAGCGGAAGCAAAUCCAUAAAAAACUUACCCUUCUACAAACCCAGUACAAUACCAUUAAGGAGGUGAAAUUGAUGCAGAGGAAGCAAGGAGGAGAGCUGUCACCUGGGUGGUACCAGUACAGAGGACAGAAAGACAACCUCCUACAAUGGCUGGAUGGCUUUGAGCUACAACUGUUGGACUUGGAUGGAUCAGAUGAUGAAAAAAAGUUACAAGAACUAACCCAGAAGUUUGAAGAGCGCAGAGGGGAAUUCGCUGCGCUGCAAAUGAAGGGCCAGAGUCUGGCUUGUCAUGGAGCCUCCCCAGAAAAAGAGAGCAGCCGUGUGGACAUGCGCUGGCAUCAGAUAGAGUCCCAGUUUGUUACUUACCAACAGCUGCAUUUAAAGAGCCCGGAACGAGAACAAAACCAGGAAGUGAUAGUCGUUACACAGGCAGUACUGGAAUAGGAUCACAGUUCUUCCCAUCUUACCUUUUGGAUAUUAACAAGGCAUUACUAGCUAUGGCGGAUAUUGAACUGCUUUUGAAUUCACCGGAGCUGAACAGUGAAAGUAUGAGGAUUUCUCAAGUCAAGAAGAUUCCCUCAAGAAUAUAAAGGAAACAUUGGAAAAGCUUGGAGAACAGAUCGAGAAUGUCCACGAAAACCAGCC